AAGCAAUUGCCAUUGCAGAUUAGGAUCCCUUGCCUGCAAAUACGCAAUGCUCCGUCGAGAAAUGAGAAGUCAAAAUUUUUCAAUUUUCUGAAGCUUCAGCCUUCAGUCCUCAGAUAGACGAGACGGUGGAGAACCAAGCAAAUCGUGGUUUAAAGUUCAAUCAGAAGCACCGUACAGGGUUUCUUCACAACCACCCAGAUGCUUCAAACCAUUUCAUAUUUCAAAACCCCAAUCUUUGCUAGUCGGGUCUAACCCAGUACUUUUUAAAAACUCCAAUACGAUGACUAUGAACUCGAGCAGUUUCUCAUAUGGGUUUGGUUACAAAACCCUUGGAAGUUUAUCAAUUGGAAAUCAAGGUACAACCCUACAAAAGUGUGGCAACGUGGCAAAACCCAGAUCUUUCUGUAGUGCGUUUCGCCUUAAAAGUGCUCUACAAAAUUACCCAAUGAUGAGAGCUAGGAGUUUCUCGAGUUCGUAUUCUCAGAAAGUUGUUGAAGGUACUAGCAGUGUAAUUAGAGCUGAAAAAACCCUUCCUUGGUUAGCAACAAACAAGGCUAAGGAAGCAAAAAGGUCGGAGAAAAUAAACACAGCCAAGACUAGUCGAUCUUCUUGGGAGAAAUCGGCAGAAAAGUUCCUAAAAAGUGGUGCUUCAACUAUGGGAAGUAGUGAAAGUAGAAUGACGGAAAAUCUGCAAAAGGAUUAUGUGGAAAAAUAUGAACCCCUCGAAGAAGAAGAAGAGGGGGAGGUUGAGGUUGAUGAUCCAAGAUGGGAUAAUAUAAAGAAUAGGGUUAAUAAAAUUGCUUAUGUGAAACGUGGUUCCGAUAGACCAGAGUUCCGAAAGUGGGAUAAGCAAGAAAACUGGGGUAGAAAGACAUGGAAAGAGGCUACCGAAUCGAUGAUACCAAAGAUGACUGGUGAAGGGAUUUAUGGAGUUGGUCCUGUUUUGGCUGCACUAUCGGCUGGAAGACGAGAGCUUUAUGCUUUGUAUGUUCAGGAAGGGUUGGAUUUAAGUGGUAAUAAUAGGAAGAGGAAAGACAAGAAAGGGUUUGAGAGAGUUUUGAGGAUGGCUGAAAAAAUUGGAUUAAGCAAGAAAGAGGUAUCGAAGCAUGACCUCAAUAUGAUCGCUGAUAAUCGGCCUCAUCAAGGUUUGGUGCUAGAUGCUUCUCCAUUAGAGAUGGUGGGUAUAAAGGAAUUGGAUCCUGUGUCCAUUGAGGGGGAUAAGGGUCCACUUUGGGUUGCUUUGGAUGAGGUUACAGAUCCUCAGAAUCUGGGUGCCAUUAUUAGGUCAGCCUACUUCUUUGGAGCUUCAGGUGUGGUGUUGUGUGCAAAAAAUUCAGCCCCAUUGAGUGGUGUUGUGAGCAAAGCAAGUGCAGGAUCAUUAGAGUUGAUGGAGCUUAGGUCUUGCAAGAAUAUGAUGCAGUUCUUAGUAUCUUCCUCUGGAAAUGGUUGGCGGGUUCUUGGAGGUUCGGUUGCUUCAAGAGCUAUCCCUCUGAAUCAAAUUGAGCCUGGUGUGCCCACAGUUCUCGUGUUGGGGAGUGAAGGCACUGGGUUGAGGCCAUUGGUAGAGAGAUCAUGCACUCAGUUGAUCAGAAUCCCAGGAAACAUUCCAGUGGAUUUAAGCACAGGAUUUGGAGAUGUGGAAACUGCGGAAUUGGAUCGCGGAUGCUCAAGCGAUGAGUUCCGGUCCUUUCUGGCUGUGGAGAGCUUGAAUGUCAGUGUUGCAGCAGGUGUGCUUCUUCAUCACUUGACUGGGAGGAACUAUGAAAACAACGCUCACCCAGGAGAUAUGCAAACUGAUGUACUUGAUUGAGAUUUCAGAGGUGUUUUUUUUCUUCUUCUUGAAUUUGUCACGUCGGUAAAUUUGAUUUUGCAUGAUUGAUGAUAAUCCAUUAUCCUUUUUAAUUAGUGUUCAAUUUUUUA
Cornus florida is the source of this 1920-nucleotide messenger RNA. RefSeq lists its product as uncharacterized. Gene Ontology annotation, cellular component: chloroplast. Gene Ontology annotation, biological process: rRNA methylation. The coding region runs from base 281 to 1810 and encodes 509 amino acids. The record is from RefSeq and is a predicted model, not a curated record. Lineage: Eukaryota; Viridiplantae; Streptophyta; Magnoliopsida; Cornales; Cornaceae. Gene Ontology annotation, molecular function: RNA binding; RNA methyltransferase activity. The transcript is spliced from 2 exons.